Messenger RNA from Phanerochaete carnosa HHB-10118-sp, 309 nucleotides. RefSeq lists its product as uncharacterized. The record is from RefSeq and is a predicted model, not a curated record. The coding region runs from base 1 to 309 and encodes 102 amino acids. The transcript is spliced from 3 exons. Lineage: Eukaryota; Fungi; Basidiomycota; Agaricomycetes; Polyporales; Phanerochaetaceae.
AUGCGUAUCGUGGCGACCAAUGUUCCCGCUGACGACGGUGCACCACAUGUCAGAUCUGCGCCCAUCGGUCAUUCCAUCAAGAUUAGCCAGGUGCUCAAGCAGCCCGUGCCGCCGGGCAGAGUUGCCAGGCUGAUCAUUGAUGGUGAAGGCGACACCGAAGGAUAUCUCAGCUGCCCUGCGGAGACCGCGGACUCGUUCGUCGAACAACACAUGGCGUUACUGAACGGCGUUGCUGAGCAGCGGAAGUUGGAGCUCAUGGAUGCCGGUGGCGGCGACCUGUGCCUUGUCAUAUACGUUACCCUCAUGUGA